Mollisia scopiformis is the source of this 1506-nucleotide messenger RNA. RefSeq names its product putative acetylornithine aminotransferase. The transcript has 3 exons. The record is from RefSeq and is a predicted model, not a curated record. The coding region runs from base 1 to 1506 and encodes 501 amino acids. Gene Ontology annotation, molecular function: transaminase activity; pyridoxal phosphate binding. Lineage: Eukaryota; Fungi; Ascomycota; Leotiomycetes; Helotiales; Mollisiaceae.
AUGCAUCACAAACGAGCUCCCACUUUUGGUGCUCUCUUUCGAGCAGACUCGAGCAAACUGUUGCCAACUUCCGCAUCUUCCGAUGACCCUCUUCUGGCUGCUUUAACUACAGUCCAAGAGCAAUACAUCACUGCCAAUGAUCAAAGCCAUAAGGCUCAUGAAGAAGCAUGCCAUGACUUCCCUGGUGGCAACACUCGGACUGUCCUCCACGCUAGUCCAUUUCCAUUGACGUUUAUCAAGGCAAAAGGCUGCGAGUUGACGAGCUUGGAUGGCACGACAUAUGUUGACUUCCUUGGCGAGUAUACAGCUGGCAUUUAUGGUCACUCAAAUGAGAAAAUUGCAGCUGCUGUAUCAGAAUGCAUGAGUAGAGGUUGGAAUUAUGGCGGGCCAAACAUUUACGAAAGGCAACUAGCUCGAAAGGUUACAGAACGUUUCUCUCCCUCUGGCAUCGAACUCGUCCGCUUUACCAAUUCUGGGACAGAAUCGAAUACAAUGGCUAUUGCUGCUUCUCUUGUUGUCACUGGCCGCAAGACAGUUCUCGCAUUCAAGAACGGAUAUCAUGGAGGAACACUGUCAUUCCCUAUCACACUGAAAGAUAUCAACGUCAAUCUUCCCCAUGAUUUCGUUCUUGCUCCUUAUAACGAUAUCGAAGGUACGAAAGCUGUCAUUGCAAGUUUGCCCAAAGAUUCUGUAGCUGCAAUUAUUGUCGAGUGCGUUCAGGGGAGUGGUGGCUGUAUUGUUGGGAAUGUGGAUUUCUUAAGUUUCUUGAACAAGGCAGCAAAUGAGCUGAAUGCAGUCUUCAUCGUUGAUGAAGUAAUGACGUCUCGCCUGUCCUAUCAUGGAUACUCGUCCGAACUUGGACUUCGACCAGAUCUUGUCACUCUUGGAAAGUGGAUUGGUGGAGGCAUGACCUUCGGCGCUUUCGGAGGACGAAAAGACGACGGUAUCAUGAGUCUCUUCGACCCUCAAGUCGGUAUGCUAGGCCAUUCCGGGACCUUCAACAACAAUAUUGUGAGCAUGGCUGCUGGAUGUGUAGGAAUGGACAUCUACAAUGAGGAGCAGGUAAAACGGUUGAACGCUCUAGGGGAGAGCCUGAAAUUGAAGAUAGAGGUAGUGCUGGAGACGCAUGGAGUACAUCCUCCUGCGACCAUGAAGGCUGGUACAUCCCCUCUGAACCAAGAAGCAGAGUCUCCGUUCACAGGCUUAGAAUCCGAACCCUCGCUUGCGAAUGGUGUUGUAGCCGAGCUUCAACAACACGAGUCAGGUGGAAGAGCGAAGAACCACAUGUGGAUCACGGGAAAGGGUAGUAUGCUUUGUGUACACUUUUCUGGAGAAUGUGAGAUGAGUCUGAAAGCCCUGUAUUGGCAUCAUAUGCUGGAUCAUGGGAUCUACAUGGCGCAGAGAGGGUUCAUGGCACUGAACAUUGAGUUGAACGAGGAACAUAUCGAGAGGUAUGCGAAAGCAGUUGAAGAAUUCGUGGUGAAGUGGAAGCCAGCUCUCAAAUGA